Messenger RNA from Lotus japonicus, 1333 nucleotides. RefSeq lists its product as uncharacterized. NCBI's taxonomy places the organism in Eukaryota, Viridiplantae, Streptophyta, Magnoliopsida, Fabales, Fabaceae. The record is from RefSeq and is a predicted model, not a curated record. The transcript has a single exon. Gene Ontology annotation, molecular function: phosphoric diester hydrolase activity. Gene Ontology annotation, biological process: lipid metabolic process. The coding region runs from base 135 to 1088 and encodes 317 amino acids.
CAAUCAAUUGAGAUGAGACUUUUAUGUUCAACAGCAAAUUCUAGCUGGAACAAAAAGCAAAACUACAGAAGAGGAAGAACAAGGAAUCAAGAACAACUACUUUUCAUCAUCAUCUGAUAUCUUUGACACUGAGGAUGGGAUCUCAAGUCUCUAAACAGGUUGAAAGAAGAAAGACAAUCCAUACCCAGAAGAAAACUCUAUAUGAUCUCAAAAGCUCAGGGGAAGACUACCCUGGCUCUGAAUACCACCCCACCGACAGGAAAAACUGGAUGAGUGGUCUCAACCCAGAGAAACUUCACAUCAACCAGAUUGUUUGGCCUGGAACACAUGAUUCUGCAACAAACAAGAUUGGUAUCCCACUCGUCACUCGCCCUUUUGCUCAAUGUCAAUCACUCUCCAUCUACAACCAGCUUGUGAAGGGUACCCGUGUUCUCGACAUUCGGGUGGAGGAGAAUCGCCGUGUGUGCCACGGUAUCCUCGUUACUUACAGUGUUGAUGUUGUGAUCAAUGAUGUCAAGAAGUUUCUGUCAGAAACAGAGCAUGAGAUCAUAAUCCUUGAGAUCAGAACAGAGUUUGGCCAUGAGGAUCCACCUGAAUUCUCCAAGUACUUGGAGGAAAAUUUGGGUGAGUACUUGAUUUCCCAGGAUGAUCAUGUUUUUGGCAAGACCAUCACUGAGGUGUUACCCAAGAGAGUUAUAUGCGUUUGGAAGCCGAGAAAAUCUCCACAGCCUAAAACAGGGGAUCCCCUGUGGAGUGCAGGGUAUCUGAAGGAUAAUUGGAUCAACACUGAUCUGCCAUCAACCAAGUUCGAUGGAAAUUUGAAGCAUUUGGGCGAGCAUCCACCGGUUUCGGCGAGGAAAUACUUCUACAGGGUGGAGAACACGGUGACUCCGGUGGCGGAUAACCCUGUUCUGUGUGUGAAACCUGUCACCAGACGCAUUCAUGGGUAUGCUAGGCUCUUCAUUGCUCAGUGCUUCGCUAACGGCUGCGCUGAUAAGCUUCAGGUUUUGUCCACUGAUUUCAUUGAUGAGGAUUUUGUUGAUGCUUGUGUUGGACUCACCCAUGCAAGAAUUGAAGGAAAAGUCUGAAAAUUCUCUAAAAACUCAAAUUUGUUCUGCCAUGUCUUGUGCUUCCACUUCACCUCUUAAAUUAUCAUUGUUUCUUUCUGAUGUUUUCUGUAUUAUCUGUAGAUCAUAGCUGAUAUGGUGCUCCGUGCUCCUGUACUGUAUAUUUUAUUUGUUGGUUGGGAAAUGUGGGUGAAUUUGAUUGUAAAUUAUGUAAUUAUAUCAGAAUACAACAUGUUAUAUUGUAUGUGCCUAUGUGGCUUUUGAAA